Molecule: messenger RNA, 1703 nt
Organism: Sebastes umbrosus (honeycomb rockfish)
Lineage: Eukaryota; Metazoa; Chordata; Actinopteri; Perciformes; Sebastidae
Product: blue-sensitive opsin-like
Exons: 5
Coding region: 77-1135 (352 amino acids)
Biological process (GO): visual perception; phototransduction; G protein-coupled receptor signaling pathway
Cellular component (GO): photoreceptor outer segment; membrane
Molecular function (GO): G protein-coupled receptor activity
Source: RefSeq, a predicted model, not a curated record
GUCAGACGCAAAUUAUUUGUAGUCUUUGCGCAAUAAUACCAUUUUGCAUUUUUAUUUGACACACAACCAAACAAAAAUGAGGGGAAUUCGCACAACGGAGCUCCCAGAAGACUUCUGGAUCCCCAUCCCUCUGGACACCAACAACAUCACAUCCCUGAGCCCGUACCUGGUUCCCCAGGAUCACCUAGGGAGCCCAGGUAUCUUUUAUGCCAUGUCAGCAUUUAUGUUAUUCCUCUUUGUGACCGGUACAGCCAUCAAUACCAUCACCAUCGCAUGCACUGUUCAAUAUAAGAAGCUCCGGUCUCAUCUGAACUACAUCCUGGUGAACUUGGCCGUGUCGAACCUCCUCGUUGCCUCCGUGGGCUCCUUCACCUGCUUCUACUGCUUCGCCUUCAGAUACAUGAUCCUGGGUCCACUGGGGUGCAAGAUUGAAGGAUUUACAGCAACUCUUGGUGGUAUGGUGAGCCUGUGGUCUCUCGCUGUGGUAGCGUUUGAGAGAUGGCUUGUCAUCUGCAAGCCACUCGGGAAGUUCACCUUCCAGUCUCAUCAUGCUAUCGCUUGCUGCGCGAUGACUUGGGUCUUUGCUUUGAUGGCUGCAGUUCCUCCUCUGGUUGGAUGGAGUAGGUACAUCCCAGAGGGCAUGCAGUGCUCCUGUGGACCGGACUGGUACACGACCAACAACAAGUUUAACAACGAGUCCUAUGUGAUGUUCCUCUUCUGCUUCUGCUUUGCUGUCCCGUUCGCCACCAUUGUUUUCUGCUACUCGCAGCUGCUUUUCAUGCUGAAAGCGGCAGCGAAGGUCCAAGCAGAGUCUGAGUCCACCCAGAAGGCAGAGCGGGAGGUGACCAGGAUGGUGGUCGUCAUGGUGCUGGGCUUCCUGGUGUGCUGGAUGCCGUACGCCUCCUUUGCUCUCUGGGUCGUCAACAAUCGUGGGAGUCCGUUUGACCUGAGACUGUCGACCAUACCCUCCUGUCUGUCUAAAGCCUCCACAGUAUACAACCCUGUAAUCUACAUCCUCCUCAAUAAACAGUUCCGCUCCUGUAUAAAGAAGAUGCUGGGGAUGAGUGACAGUGAUGAUGAGGAGUCCUCGACGAGUCAAUCGGUCACUGAAGUCUCUAAAGUCGGAUCUUCUUAGGUGGUUCCCGGCUCCUUUUGUUGACUUACAUAUUGUAACACAGAACGAACAAAUAUUAUGACAAAUGGAAUUAUAUUAUUAUUAUAUUAUUUGAGUUAUAUGCAAGGAAAAAAUGUUAUAAAAAAAAAAGGAGAGACAAAUAAAUGCCAGUUGCAUCUUUACCAGACUAUUUAUUCCACAUGUACAUGAAAAAAAUGUAUAUUCUGUUAGUCUUCUGUACUGAAAUCUUGUUUUUCUUACAGGAAAUGAAGAUGUGUAACUUAGGUCACUUGAAACCCAUAGUAGUUAUUACCCAAUUAAUGUUUGCAGGCAAAUAAUUAUAUAAUAAAUAUUUGUUAAUGAGUUUGAAAAGUUGUGCUGUAUUUUUUGUAUAGGGAUUUACGUGUCUAUAUACAACCUGCAGUCUAACAGAGAAUUACUGUAAUAAGCAGCUGAUCUACAACUUUACAGCUUCUAUCUGUGCUUGAGAAACAAUUGCUGACAAUAUGGGCAAACAUUGUGAUCAACUCAUGAGAUAGUUUCUGAGAUUAGUUGGAUAAACUUGGGAAGAAAUAUAGUCCACAUAUGU